Molecule: messenger RNA, 1652 nt
Organism: Raphanus sativus (radish)
Lineage: Eukaryota; Viridiplantae; Streptophyta; Magnoliopsida; Brassicales; Brassicaceae
Exons: 13
Coding region: 137-1396 (419 amino acids)
Biological process (GO): regulation of DNA-templated transcription
Molecular function (GO): chromatin DNA binding; transcription coactivator activity
Source: RefSeq, a predicted model, not a curated record
UAUCUAAACUUGGUUUGUUUGGGCUGAUUAAUAACUAAACCUAGUUUUCACUUGGAUUUUGUUCCCAUCUCUCCGCUCGUAGCAAAUCUUGACUCACACAUAUCUCGUCCAUAGGCUCUGGAUUUGAGGUUACUUGAUGGAAAAUAACUAUUGGACACCUUCACUUCCAAAAGGCGAGCCAGCCAUGGACACUGGUGACUGGAGACUUCAUUUGCCACCUGAUUCACGCGAGAAGAUCAUCAACAAGAUAGUGGAAACACUAAAGAAUCACCUUCCGAAUUCUGGACCAGAAGGGAUUAACGAGCUCAGAAGAAUUGCUGCCAGAUUCGAGGGGAAAAUUUUAAGUGGUGCUGCUAACCCGUCUGAUUACCUUCGGAAAAUAUCCAUAAAGAUGCUGACUAUGGAGACUAGAGAGAAAAGUGCAGCUGGUUCUUCUUCUUUAACUUUUCCUGGUGCUUAUAACACUCUGCCAGUGAAUCCAGGAGAACCUGCAAUGGACACACAAGACUGGAAAACUCAAUUGCCAGCUGGUUCACGCCAGAAGAUCGUCAACAAGAUACUGGAGACACUAAAGAAGCACCUUCCGUAUUCUGGACCAGAAGGGAUUAACGAGCUCAAGAGAAUUGCUGUCAGGUUCGAGGAGAAAAUUUUCAGCCGUGCUGUUAAUCAGAAUGAUUACCUUCGGAUAAUAUCCUUGAAGAUGCUGACAAUGGAGACUAAGGCGCAAAAUGCAGCUGGUUCGAGUAGCAACCUAGCCUUGGACAAUGUCAUGAUCAAUAAUGGCAAUGUAAAGACUUCUCUCCUGAACGAAGAACCUGCCAUAAACUCAGGUGACUGGAGAGCUCAAGUGCCACCGGAUUCACGUCAUAGGAUCGUCAACAAGAUAAUGGGUAUACUAAUGAAGCACGUUACACAUUCUGGAACAGAAGGGAUUAACGAGCUCAAGGGAAUUGCUGCCAGAUUCGAGGAGAAAGUUUUCAGAAGUGCUGUUAAUCAGACUGAUUACCUCCGGAAAAUAUCGGUGAAGAUGCUGACUAUACCUCCUGCUCCCGCUUCUUCUAUCCCUGCUGAGAGUAACAAACUAGCUUUGGAUGAACUGAGCAAUUUUAUGUUCAAUGACAAUUCAGUGCCUUCUCUCCCGAAAGAAGAACCUUCCGUGAACUCAGGUGACUGGAGAAUUCAACUGCCACCGGAUUUACGCCAGAAGCUUGUUGACAAGUUAAAGGAAACACUGAAGAAACAUGUUCCGUAUUCAGGGGAAGAAGGAAUCGAGGAGCUCAGGAGAAUUGCUAUCAGCUUCGAGGAGUUAAUAUUCAACACUGCUUUAAACCAGGUGGAUUACUUUCGCAAAAUAUCGUUAAAGAUGCAGAGUAUGAUGGAAGAGGACUACGACUAAAGUAAAAUUGCGUCGAAGGUGGCGUUUGGAACUUUUAGGCGAUUCCAUAUUUAUAUGUAUUGAUGAUAUUAAGAACAGAGAGCUUGAAAGCCUCCAAACUUAGGACAAAGGCAUGAAUAAAAGAAAGUGUUAAUUCCGUUUGUAUAAUCGGUAACGAUGAUAUGUUUCUUGACGAGGAAGCCUCGUCUUGCUCUCCUCAUGGUAAGUAAGUAAGGCUUGGAGUCCUUCUUCGGCUUUGCAGAAAUCAAUGUUCUAA